AUGCCAGUACACAAAGAAAUAUCCACCUUCUCAACCGUAUAUCAUGUUGUUUUAUUGAUUUUGAAAGUAGCGGUACUAUAUAUUCAAAUGCUACUAGGAAUCAACAAGAAUGAAGCUGUAAAAGGUAACUCAACAAGUAGAGAAAAAGCUAGCUUCAAAGACAAGAUAAUAGACGCAAAAGAUUUUAAUGAAAUUGUGGCGAUAUCCGGUUAUCGAGCUCGAGAACAUGUGGUGACCACACGGGAUGGUUACUUGCUUGUGGUGCACAAAUUGGAAAAGAUACACUCAGACUUUGCUACUUACACCUCGAAACCCGUUGUUUACAUGCAUCAUGGGUUGUUGACCAACUCUGAACUAUGGGUACUUGGUUCCACUAAGGAAAAGACAUUACCUUACUUGCUUGUUGAUGCCGGAUAUGAUGUUUACCUCGGCAACAACAGAGGCAACAAAUAUUCAAGAAAACAUUUGAAACUAUCAGCAUCAGAUCCGAAAUUUUGGGAUUUUUCUUUGGACGAAUUUUCGUACUUUGAUAUUCCCGAUACCAUUGAGUAUAUUCAGAACUUGUACAAAACCAAGGGGCGUGACAACGUCGUCUCAAGAAUGAACUGGGCAAGUUCGGAAAGGUUGUCGAUUCCCAAUGAUACUGGCUCUCUCACACCCAUCUCAUUGCUGAACUCGACGUCAACGUUGGCAACAUAUCCAACUCAGGACACCGUUGACGUGGUGUACAUCGGAUUUUCACAGGGUUGCUCGCAAUUAGUUGCCAGCUUGAGUCUUUAUCCAGAACUCAACUCCAAAAUCAAAAUGUUCAUCGGCUUGUCGCCGGCAAUUAUACCCCUGAACUUGAAUCAUCCUAUCUUCAAAUUGAUUGUCAAUCAAACGGCUAGCGAUAAUGCCUUUCUUUAUAGCAUAUUCGGUAGGCGUGCAAUAUUGCCAAGUGUUUCAUUUUGGUCUACUGCAUUUGGCGCCAAAAUCUAUGAGAUUAUUGUCGACAAAUCGCUCUCGUUGCUAUUUGGAUGGACAGGGGUAAAUAUAAGCAAAGACCAAAAGUUAGUGGGAUAUCCUCAUAUGUUUUCCAAUUCAUCAGUCAAGUCUUUGUUACAUUGGUUCCAAAUUAUUAAAGCUGGUAGGUUCCAAAUGUUUGAUGAAACAUGCUCAUGUGGAUUAACCAGAUUAAGCUCGUUGUCAAGCAAAUCAAAAGCUAAAGGGAAUCGAGUUACUCCAUUUCCCAUAACCGACCACUUGAACGUUCCUAUGUAUUUGUUUUACGGAGACUCGGAUAUAUUAGUAGACAUUGAAAAAACAAAGUCUUUGAUAGUUGACAACAACGUACAGAUGCAGGACAAGUUGAAAGUGGAAUUGUGUGAAAACUACGAGCACAUGGAUACCUUAUGGGGUGAUCACGUUUAUGAAGAUGUUUUUCGAAAAAUUUUAAUGGAGUUGGACAAGAUGGAUAAAUGA
Molecule: messenger RNA, 1461 nt
Organism: Lodderomyces parapsilosis
Lineage: Eukaryota; Fungi; Ascomycota; Pichiomycetes; Serinales; Debaryomycetaceae
Gene: TGL99
Product: Tgl99p
Exons: 1
Coding region: 1-1461 (486 amino acids)
Biological process (GO): lipid metabolic process
Source: RefSeq, a predicted model, not a curated record